This is a messenger RNA of Betta splendens (Siamese fighting fish), 1770 nucleotides long. RefSeq names its product B cell receptor associated protein 31 (gene bcap31). The transcript is spliced from 8 exons. Gene Ontology annotation, biological process: endoplasmic reticulum to Golgi vesicle-mediated transport; intracellular protein transport. The record is from RefSeq and is a predicted model, not a curated record. Lineage: Eukaryota; Metazoa; Chordata; Actinopteri; Anabantiformes; Osphronemidae. The coding region runs from base 166 to 894 and encodes 242 amino acids. Gene Ontology annotation, cellular component: endoplasmic reticulum; endoplasmic reticulum membrane.
AUGUUUGAGGACCGGGAUGACGUGUAUUAAACUCCGGAAGCAACAGUGUUUUUAAAGGAAGCAGAGCAAACGGGCCAAUGAACCUGGUUUAGCAGAGACAUUAAAGCUGUGUAUCAGCGCCAGAACUGUUAUUCUUUUAUUCUCAGGAAUUUCUGAGGAGGCAGGAUGAGUCUGCAGUGGACAGCAGUGGCCACCUUCCUGUAUGUCGAGGUCUUUCUUGUUCUGCUGCUCUGCAUCCCCUUCAUCUCACCCAAGAGGUGGAACAACCUCUUCAAGUCUCGCAUUGUUCAGGUCAUCGCUUACUAUGGUAACACAUCCUUCAUGGUGGCCAUCGCCAUCUUGGUCUUCUUGCUCAUUGAUGCCUUUCGUGAGGUGAGGAAGUACAGUGUGACGGAGAAGGUGGAUCUGACAAACAACCCAACAGCCAUCGAACACAUCCACAUGAAGCUGUUCAGAGCCCAGAGGAACGAGUACAUUGCUGGCUUCGCUCUGCUGCUCUGUUUGUUGCUGCGUCGUCUGGCCACCCUUCUAUCCCAGCAGGCCUCACUUCUGGCCUCAAACGAAGCCUUCAAGAGGCAGGCAGAGGGAGCCAGCGCUGCUGCCAAGAAGUACAUGGAGGACAACGAGCUGCUGCAGGAGAGACUCCGUGAUGCUGGCAUUGAAGCACCUGAGGGUGGAAAGACGCGCCCUGGACCUCAGGAGGAAAACAAGACGCUGAAAGCUGAGGUGAAGACUCUGAGGGAGGAGGUGGAGACGACCAAGAAAGCACUGCAGAAGGCAGACAGUGAUGUCAGUGCUAUGAAGAAACAGGCUGAGAGCCUGACCCGAGAGUAUGACCGGCUGCUGGAUGAGCACAGCAAGCUGCAGGCGAGCAGCGACAAGAAGUCGGACUAAGAAGGAAGAAGCAGCUUCAUUCUUGCUCAGACUUCACAGCUUGUCUCACCUCAGCAGCGCCAUGUCACGUUCCUUUGGGUCAGCUGACCUGCUUUGACAUAAUAGAAAGGGUCCAACUUCUGUCACGGCGUUUUUUUUUUUUUAUUUUUUUUUUUUUAACUAUUCUCACCUUUGACCUCUGUAUAAAUACAUUUUCGGUUUCUUUGCAGUGAAGGGUCUAGUUUGAAAAAGAGGUCUGUCCUGUCUGAUCUAAAUCAAAUUUCUGUGGCCUUUGCUUUAAUAAAUAGACCAAAUGAAACCUGAACAGCUAUUGAGAUUUGUUUAACUUCUUUAAAGUCUUGUACUUAAUGAAUGUUUAAAGCUGCAUCAUUCAGAACCAGCCAGACAAAGGCUGGCGAACGUUGGUCUCUGCGGCACAUGUUCACACCUGUAAAUGGAUGAUGGGAGGUUUAACAGGAUGCCUGCAGGUCUUCCAAUGAUCACAAGCCACUUUUGUUAAAAGUUGACCUGCACUAAACCCUUUAUUGUGUGUUGGUUGAUCUAUUGUUGCUGUUUUGUCCCAUUUUCUCCACAUUCUCUGAAUCUUAUUACUUAAGUUCCUUUUUGGCUUAUUCAUCGUCCAACUCUCUAACUUCAGUCAACCUGCCCUGUGGUGUUUAGGUCAAACUUUCAGAGACGGUUUCCCACGGUUCUACAGCCGUGGGAAACCGUUGUCGCUCCAAUUUGCAUUUGUUGAGGACAGAAGCGAACAGAUUUAAACCAUGCUAUUGUAAACUCAUUAAAGGCUUGUUUCUGAGUAUGUGAUUUAAUUUUUGAAAUUCGGAUGGCGCAAACAUCAAUGUAUCCAUCAAUAAACAAACCUCUGAAGUCACUUCA